AUGUUGCCAGAAAUAAACAACAAGAGCUCAAGACCAGAGGCGUUCCCACAUCCACAUCGAAUUCUCUCUGAUGGAUCCCGCCUUGGGUCAAACCGGUCCUGCACACAGAAGUUUGGCCCUGGAAUAGGAACCUUACCACAGCUUGAGCCUCCAGUGAUCCAGGUUUUGGUUAGUAAUGCCAAAAACCAACACCAGCAGACAGACAGCAUCUUACCCCAAAUCUCCUCCAAAGGGACUCUCAAUAACUUCCAGGCCAACACUGAGGAAAGGCCAAAACCAUCUCAACAGUUUGCCAUGCGAUUUGGAGCGACACUGGACAAAGUGUCUGCCUCACGAAAUGGCAAGAAUCUCAGCAACAAAUUGGAAAAAGAAAAAGCAUGUGAAGGACUGAGGCUGCCCAUGACUCCCACUGAGGUACUGAAGAACUUCCAAGACCGGCUGACAGAGUUUGAACAGGAGGAGAUCAUGGACUACUCAGAGAUAUGGUACUUGGGUCUGGGAGCACAGAAGAUAGAAGGGUCGCAAGGUGCACCACAGAACUCCGGAUAUGAUGAUGAGCAUGGGAGCUAUAUACGGGUGCUUCAUGAUCACAUCGGAUACAGAUUUGAAGUGCUUGAAGUCAUCGGAAAAGGAUCGUUUGGGCAGGUCCUGAAGUGUCUCGAUCACAAGAACAAUGAACUGGUUGCCAUCAAGAUGAUCCGCAACAAGAAAAGGUUUCACCACCAGGCACUGGUCGAGCUAAAGAUCCUGGAUGUGCUCAAGAAGAAGGAUAAAGACAACCUCCACAAUGUCAUCCACAUGAAGGAGUACUUCUACUUCAGGAACCACCUCUGCAUCUCCUUUGAACUGCUGGGAGUGAACUUGUAUGAACUCAUCAAAAAGAAUAACUUCCAGGGCUUCAGCCUCGCUCUGAUCCGCCGGUUCACUCAUGCGCUGCUCAGGUGUUUGCAAAUGCUGCACAAGGAGAAGAUAAUCCACUGUGACCUCAAACCGGAGAACAUUCUUCUAUCUCAGCGAGGGCCGGGGAACAUCAAAGUAGUUGAUUUUGGAUCAAGCUGCUAUGAACAGCAAAGAGUUUACACGUACAUCCAAAGUCGCUUCUACCGCUCUCCGGAGGUGAUCCUGGGGCACCCCUACAGCAUGGCCAUCGACAUGUGGAGUCUGGGCUGCAUCCUGGCAGAGCUAUACACCGGCUACCCCCUCUUCCCUGGAGAGAGCGAGGUGGAACAAGUCGCCUGCAUUAUGGAGGUUCUGGGAAUGCCUCCUAAUGAUUUUGUUCAAUCCGCAUCAAGGAGGAGGCUAUUUUUUGAUUCAAAGGGAAAUCCCAGGAACAUCACAAACAGCAAGGGAAAGAAACGGAGGCCGAGUUCAAAGGAGCUGUCGGAGGCCCUGAAAACAAACGAUGCGUUGUUCCUGGACUUCAUUCACCGCUGCCUCACUUGGGAUCCCACCAAGCGGAUGACUCCAGACGAGGGGCUGCAGCAUCAGUGGAUCCUCGAGGGAAAUUUCAACAAAGUCCGGCCCAGAACCAGGCCAACUGUGAAGAAGACAAAUGACGGUUCAUCCCACGUCGACAAUGACAACAAAAAGCAGAACAAGCCAACUGUUAAAGUCACCUCAGAGCCUGCCGAUAAUCACAAACGUACGCAAGACAAUUCAGCGGAACGUCUGCGUCCAAUCGGAGCUUCGGCGGAAGAAGAGGUUUGUGAGCAUAGUUCAAAUACCAAGCAGCAGGAAGGAGAAAGACCGGUCCACAUCAUCAUCAAGUCUCAGCAGGAAGUGGGAGAUGAUAGGAACGACAGCGAAGAACCAGAAUGUUUACCGCCCGUCAUGUAA
Messenger RNA from Knipowitschia caucasica, 1836 nucleotides. NCBI's taxonomy places the organism in Eukaryota, Metazoa, Chordata, Actinopteri, Gobiiformes, Gobiidae. The record is from the annotation of a GenBank genome assembly.